CUAAAGUCAUAAACUGAUCCUUCCGAAAAAAAUCUCCAAAAUCCCUAAAAUUCAACUUCACUCGAAAAAUGGCAGAAACCUCCGAGACAAUCACCACCACGAUCUCAUCGCCGCCACCGGAAUCCGAAAGCUCCACCACAUUAUCCGCAAUGACAGACCCAACGUCUCAAGAAGCAGCCUCAAGAGACACAGAUCUGACGAAAGAAGCCGAAUCAGAGAAGAAACCCGGAGGAAUCUCUCUCCGAAUCUGGCCACCGACUCAGAAAACUCGCGACGCCGUCUUGAAUCGCUUAAUCGAGACGUUAUCCACCGAAUCUAUCCUCUCUAAGAGAUACGGAACUCUUAAUUCCGAUGAAGCCACCACCGUCGCGAAAUCUAUUGAAGAAGAGGCUUAUGGUGUUGCUUCGAAUGCUGUGGUGAGUGAUGAUGAUGGGAUUAAGAUUCUUGAGGUUUAUUCUAAAGAGAUUAGUAAGAGGAUGCUUGAAUCUGUUAAGGCUAGAUCUAAUGGUAAUGAUGGGAAUGGAAGUGUGGAGGAUGUGAAUACUGAUGCUAGUGAGGUUUCUAAAGAUGAUGCAGGUUCUGUUUCAGAGGAGGAGAAGAGUGAGGCUUGAAAUUAUCUUUCUUUAUAAUCUGUUUAUUAGGGUUUUGCUUUUGCUAGAUUGAGUUCUGUGUUCUUGUAAUGAUGAUGAUGAUGAUGACUUGUGGAUUUGGUACUAUGGAUAUUUGAAGAUGUUUUCCUUAGUAUGAGUAAGUGUCUUCAUUUU
Molecule: messenger RNA, 764 nt
Organism: Arabidopsis lyrata subsp. lyrata
Lineage: Eukaryota; Viridiplantae; Streptophyta; Magnoliopsida; Brassicales; Brassicaceae
Product: WPP domain-containing protein 2
Exons: 1
Coding region: 69-611 (180 amino acids)
Biological process (GO): mitotic cell cycle; lateral root development
Source: RefSeq, a predicted model, not a curated record